AUGAUAUCCUCAACACUUCUUCCCCGCCGCUUUCGGGGCGAGCAGCCCGCUACCCAACCGGCCGCCCCCUCCUGGGUCAACAAGAAGAUCACGCCCGCUCUCAAGUUCCUCUCUAAGCUUGCUUGCUCCCAUCCGAUCCACACCGUCGUCAUUGUCGCCGUCUUGGCCAGCACCUCGUACGUUGGCCUGCUGCAGGAGAGCUUGUUCGAUGCCACCAUUAGCGUCCGCACCGCAGACUGGUCCUCCCUCACCGAGGGCAGCCGAAGACUCCAUGCCAGCUCCGACACAGCCUGGAAAUGGCAGAAUGUCGAGCUCGAUGCCUCCAUCUCGCCCGACGUCGACCACCGCGCCCUCCUGACCCUCGUCUUCCCCGAGUCCCAGUCUCCCGAGUCCAUCAACACCGCCCCGCGCACCCAUGCCGUCCCGAUCCCCCAGAACCUGUCCAUCACCUCGCUGCCCUCGACCUCCAACUCCCUGACGAGCUACUCCCAGGACAGCGCCCUCGCCUUCUCCGUCCCCUACUCCCAGGCCCCCGAGUUCCUGUCCGUUGCCCAGGAGAUCCCCGAUGCCACCAGCGACGAGAUUGAGACGACCCACGGCAAGGAGAAGAAGAAGUGGAUCAUGAAGGCCGCCAAGGUCCACACCCGCAACAGCUUCGUCCAGUGGGCUCGCAAUGGCUGGACCGAGUUCCUCGACCUCCUCAAGAACGCCGAGGCCCUCGACAUCUUCAUUAUGGUCCUUGGUUACUUGUCCAUGCACCUGACCUUCGUCUCCCUGUUCCUCUCCAUGCGCCGCAUGGGCUCCAACUUCUGGCUCUUCACCAACGUCCUCUUCUCCUCCGUCUUUGCCUUCCUCUUUGGUCUUCUCGUCACCACCAAGCUCGGUGUCCCGAUUACCAUGGUCUUGCUCUCCGAGGGCCUGCCCUUUCUCGUCGUCACCAUUGGCUUCGAGAAGAACAUCGUCCUGACCCGCGCCGUGCUCUCCCACGCCAUUGAGCACCGCAAGCCCCAGGGCCAGAAGGACGACAACAAGUCCAACAGGAAGGCCGAUGUCUCGUCUCCCAACGUUAUUCAGUACGCCGUCCAGGCCGCCAUCAAUGAGAAGGGCUACGACAUCGUCAAGGACUACGCCAUCGAGAUCGGUAUCCUCGUUCUUGGCGCUGCCUCGGGCGUCCAGGGCGGUCUUCAGCAGUUCUGCUUCCUCGCCGCCUGGAUUCUCUUCUUCGACUGCAUCCUCUUGUUCUCCUUCUACACUGCCAUUCUGAGCAUCAAGCUCGAGAUCAACCGCAUCAAGCGCCACGUCCAGAUGCGUCGCGCUCUCGAGGAUGACGGCGUCAGCCACCGCGUUGCCGAGAACGUCGCCAAGAGCAACGACUGGCCCGAGUCCAACGGAAAGGCCCCCAAGGAGGCUUCUCUGUUCGGCAAGCAGAUGAAGAGCAGCAACGUGCCCAAGUUCAAGGUGCUCAUGGUCAGCGGUUUCGUCCUCAUCAACGCCAUCAACAUCUGCACCAUUCCUUUCCGCAACUCGAGCUCUCUUCCCAGCUUGGCUUCCUUGACCGGCGGCCUCAGCGCCGUUGUGACGGCCCCACCGGUCGACCCCUUCAAGGUCGCCUCCAACGGCUUGGACGCCAUCUUGGAGUCGGCCAAGGCCAACGAGCGCCCGACCGUCGUCACCGUUCUCACCCCCAUCAAGUACGAGCUGGAGUACCCCUCCAUCCACUACGCCUUGCCCUCUCCUGCCAGCAAGUCUGGCCACAAGCUCGACGAUGAGUACGACCACUUUGAGAACUACGGCGUCGGCGGUCGCAUGGUUGGCAGCAUCCUGAAGAGCCUCGAGGACCCCGUCCUUUCCAAGUGGAUCAUCAUUGCCCUGGCCAUGAGCGUUGCCCUCAAUGGCUACCUCUUCAAUGCCGCGCGAUGGGGCAUCAAGGAUCCCAACGUUCCCGACCAUCAGAUCGACCCCAAGGAGCUGGCUCGUGCCGAGAAGUUUAACGAUACCGACUCGGCCACCCUGCCUCUUGGCGAGUACAUUCCUCCUACCCCUAAGCCCGCGACGCCGGAGUCAACCGACGACGAGUCCGAGGAGGCUAAACCCUCGGAGCCGACAAGCCCUGUUGAGAAGCGCACCAUUCCCCAGCUGGAGAAGAUGAUCGCCGAGAAGCGUGUCCAUGAGAUGACGGACUCGGAGGUGAUCACCAUGUCCCUCCGUGGCAAGAUUCCUGGUUACUCUCUCGAGCGUGCGCUGAAGGACUUUACUCGCGCCGUCAAGAUCCGCCGUUCCAUCAUCUCCCGCACCAACGCCACCUCCGACCUCACCAGCAGCCUGGAGCGAUCCAAGCUCCCCUAUAAGGGCUACAACUGGGAGCGCGUCUUUGGCGCCUGCUGUGAAAACGUCGUUGGCUACCUGCCCCUCCCCGUUGGUGUUGCCGGCCCUCUUGUUAUUGAUGGACAGAGCUACUUCCUCCCCAUGGCUACCACUGAGGGCGUCUUAGUCGCUAGUGCCAGCCGUGGCUGCAAGGCUAUCAACUCGGGCGGCGGUGCUGUCACUGUGCUUACCGGCGAUGGAAUGACCCGCGGGCCUUGCGUCAGCUUUGAGACGCUUGAGCGCGCCGGUGCCGCCAAGAUCUGGCUUGACUCGGAUGCUGGCCAAGCCGUCAUGAAGAAGGCCUUCAACUCGACCAGCAACUUCGCCCGCCUCCAGACCAUGAAGACUGCGCUCGCAGGCACCAACCUGUACAUCCGCUUCAAGACCACGACCGGUGACGCCAUGGGCAUGAACAUGAUUUCCAAGGGUGUCGAGCACGCCCUUUCCGUCAUGGCGGCCGAGGGCUUCGAGGACAUGAGCAUUGUUUCCGUCUCGGGCAACUACUGCACAGAUAAGAAGGCUGCUGCUAUCAACUGGAUCGACGGACGUGGAAAGAGCGUCGUUGCUGAGGCCAUCAUCCCUGGUGACGUCGUUAAGAAUGUGCUCAAGAGCGACGUUGAUACGCUCGUCCAGCUCAACGUCGACAAGAACUUGAUCGGAUCGGCCAUGGCUGGUUCGGUUGGUGGAUUCAAUGCUCACGCCGCCAACAUCGUUGCCGCCAUCUUCCUUGCCACAGGCCAAGACCCCGCACAGGUGGUGGAAAGUGCCAACUGUAUUACCAUUAUGAAGAACCUCCGCGGUUCUCUGCAAAUCUCGGUGUCGAUGCCGUCUCUCGAAGUUGGUACGCUCGGCGGUGGCACGAUCCUCGAGCCGCAAAGCGCCAUGCUCGAUAUGCUCGGUGUGCGCGGCCCCCACCCUACCAUGCCCGGAGAGAAUGCGCGCCGUCUCGCUCGUAUCAUCGCCGCCGGUGUGCUGGCUGGUGAAUUGUCGCUGUGCAGUGCAUUGGCGGCAGGGCACCUUGUCAAGGCUCACAUGCAGCACAACCGUUCCGCACCGCCCACGCGGACUAACACUCCGGCCCCGGCUAGUGGUACCGCGACGCCCGUCGGUCUGGCCAUGACCAGCGCCGUGGAGAAGGCGGCCGGCAAGAGCGCGGCGGCUGUGGAGCGGGCGCGUCGUUGA
Messenger RNA from Colletotrichum higginsianum IMI 349063, 3546 nucleotides. Its product is annotated as 3-hydroxy-3-methylglutaryl coenzyme A reductase. Gene Ontology annotation, molecular function: protein binding; hydroxymethylglutaryl-CoA reductase (NADPH) activity. Lineage: Eukaryota; Fungi; Ascomycota; Sordariomycetes; Glomerellales; Glomerellaceae. Gene Ontology annotation, cellular component: endoplasmic reticulum membrane; peroxisomal membrane. The record is from RefSeq and is a predicted model, not a curated record. The coding region runs from base 1 to 3546 and encodes 1181 amino acids. The transcript has 2 exons. Gene Ontology annotation, biological process: coenzyme A metabolic process; ergosterol biosynthetic process; isoprenoid biosynthetic process.